This is a messenger RNA of Corythoichthys intestinalis (scribbled pipefish), 2236 nucleotides long. It is a transcript of the gene pias2, whose product is annotated as protein inhibitor of activated STAT, 2. Gene Ontology annotation, cellular component: chromatin. Lineage: Eukaryota; Metazoa; Chordata; Actinopteri; Syngnathiformes; Syngnathidae. Gene Ontology annotation, biological process: regulation of transcription by RNA polymerase II; protein sumoylation. The coding region runs from base 392 to 1933 and encodes 513 amino acids. The record is from RefSeq and is a predicted model, not a curated record. The transcript is spliced from 14 exons. Gene Ontology annotation, molecular function: zinc ion binding; transcription coregulator activity; SUMO ligase activity.
UCACCUUUAAUUGCCGUCGCCAUUGAAUGACGUCAUCAAGCUACGCGCGUCUCAGUUCUCCAAAUAUCUUUCCUUGAACCUCUGUUGCUCUCCCCGUCACCUCGACCGAAUAUCUGGUGGAAGGUGCGAACAUGUAAGGAUUUAGAAACGAGGUUUUAGUUUAGAAAGUAAGUUUGUUCAAGUGGAGUUGCCGUCAAGCUGUCGCCAAGACGCCAACCUGGAAGUAAUCACACGGAGGGAUGAACGGGAACAAGAAGAUGGCGUAGUCCGAGGAGUGUCCGGUAGGCGAAAAGAAAAAGGGCCGCGUGAAUUCUUAAAUCUCUGCAGGGAGUCAUUGCUGUGACUGACCUCAACUGUUGACUGGUGAAGCAAGCUUUCAAUAAAAACUACCAUGAAUCUUCAGCACCCUGGGCAGCAAAUCCCUCCCGUUCACCCUGAUGUGGAGAUGAAAUCUCUGCCCUUCUAUGAUGUGCUCGAUAUCCUCAUCAAACCCUCUAGUUUAGGAGCAAGUACUGCACAAAGAUUCCUUCAAGAAAAUUAUUUUGUCUUUGCUUUGACGCCACAGCAAGUUCGAGAAGUAUGCAUAUCCAGGGAUUAUCUUCCAGGUGGCAGAAGGGAUUAUAUGGUUCAAAUUCAACUAAGGUUUUGUUUGUCGGAGACAAGUUGUCCACAAGAAGACAAUUACCCAAACAGUCUCUGUAUAAAGGUCAAUGGAAAACUUUUUCCUUUACCAGGUUAUGCACCACCCCCUAAAAAUGGGGUUGAGCAAAAGAGACCAGGAAGACCUCUCAACAUUACCUCACUGGUGCGACUAACCUCUGCAGUACCCAAUCAGAUUUCAGUGACAUGGGCACCUGAAAUUGGGAAGACCUACUCCAUGUCUGUGUACCUCGUGAGGCAGCUAACAUCACCACUGCUUCUACAGAGGCUGAGAAUGAAAGGCAUCAGAAACCCAGACCACUCCAGAGCUCUAAUAAAAGAGAAGCUAACUGCAGACCCAGACAGCGAAGUUGCUACAACAAGUCUCAGAGUCUCCCUCAUGUGUCCGUUGGGUAAGAUGCGACUUACGGUUCCAUGCCGAGCAGUGACCUGCUCUCACCUUCAAUGCUUCGAUGCUGCCCUCUACUUACAAAUGAAUGAAAAGAAACCUUCCUGGAUCUGUCCUGUCUGUGACAAGAAGGCCACAUAUGAAAGUCUCAUCAUUGAUGGAUUAUUCUUGGAGAUCUUGAAUGACUGUUCGGACGUGGAUGAAAUAAAGUUCCAACAAGAUGGUACCUGGUGUCCAAUGAGACCAAAGAAAGAGUCUGUCAAGGUCUCAUCUCAUUUGAUUACAAAAAUUGAGUCUGUUGCUCCUUUGCGACAACCUUUGGUGAUUCCACACACUGCUGAGCCCUUUCCCACAAAGAAGGUUGAUGUCAUUGAUUUGACUCUGGAAAGCUCAUCCUCCGAUGACGAGGAGGAAGACAACCCAGAUCCACCUCUUAAGAAACGUUGUGUUUACAUUUCGAAGACUGAGGACUUGCAUACGAAAGGAGUAUUGAGUUAUCAGCCUUCCAAUAUACGCGUGCCAACUGUUCAGGCCUUGGACCCAUCCUAUCUGACCUCGUCACUGACUGAUUUUGCAGUCCCUUUUCAUCCAUCCACCUUGGCUAGCAUCCCCACAGACAUGCAGAGCCUGGACUUGUUUUCUUUAAUUCAAGCAGAUCCUCAGCAUUACAGGCCUCCAAUGUUUCUGGAAAACCUGACAAGCUCCAUGCAGAAUGUCACUUCUGCUAGCACUAGCGCAUCCCUGGUUUCUUCGUCCGGCGGCCGCUACGAAACAAACUCCCACACGGUUGUCUCCAUCCACGAAAACCGAGGCAUCCAACCUGGAGAAAGGAGUGCCGGAGGAGGAACUGACAACAAUAUAUCGGAUAUUAUUUCAUUAGACUGAGCCACGUUUUACUGGACUUUUUAUUCAAUGUCUAUUUUCUAUGUCUUUUUUUUAUUCCAGACAAACGAUAUGAUGAAAAAAAAAUCAGUUCAACACGCCCUGUAAAUCCUUUUCUAUUUGUUUUUCUGCCUUAAAAUGUUUUAAAUCCUAUUUUCUCUCAUUAUGUGAAAAAUUGAUAUAGCCAAGGACAAUACAUGAGAACAUGCAAAUUUUUACCACUGUAAUUUAUUGCUGUCCUGUUAUUUGAAACAGGACUUAUUUCUGUACCAGAAAAAUAAAAAAAUAUUGGUAGACCUGUUUGAC